Messenger RNA from Vanessa atalanta (red admiral), 1550 nucleotides. Its product is annotated as alpha-tocopherol transfer protein-like. Gene Ontology annotation, molecular function: phosphatidylinositol bisphosphate binding. The transcript has 8 exons. Gene Ontology annotation, cellular component: membrane. The coding region runs from base 155 to 1075 and encodes 306 amino acids. Lineage: Eukaryota; Metazoa; Arthropoda; Insecta; Lepidoptera; Nymphalidae. The record is from RefSeq and is a predicted model, not a curated record.
GAAAAUUUAUUCUUAAUCUGUUUUUUUUUUUAAAUAUUUAACAAAAAGGUUUUAUAUUGAAGCUACAAACACGUUGCGGUCAAGUGAGAGUGUGUCCAUCGUUGAAAGUUUGGCGUGUAACUUGAUAUUUGAUUACAAAGAACCAGAAUCCAAAAUGACUCUAGAACAGCCAACUGGUGAAAUGUGGCAGAAGAUCCGUGAGGAGUUAAACGAGAACCCCGACACAAAGGAACAGGAUCUUGCUCACAUCAAGGAAUGGCUCAAGAAGGAACCUCAUCUACCCGAUGAGUUUGAUGACCAACGUAUCAUGACCUUCCUCAGAGGAUGCAAGUUCUCUCUAGAGAAAUGUAAGCGUAAACUGGAUAUGUACUUCACCAUGAGAUCAGCAGUUCCAGAAUUCUUUACCGACCGUGACGUCACUCGCCCCGAGCUACAGGAAAUAAUUAAGAUUGUCCAAAUGCCACCGAUGCCUGGUCUAACUCCUGAUGGUCGUCGAGUUAUCCUAAUGAGAGGUAUUGAUAAAGAUGUCCAGACACCAAACGUAGCAAAUGCCUUCAAACUGGCCCUUAUGUUGGGUGAUGUGAGACUCACUGAAGAGAAGGAAGGUGUUGCUGGUGAUAUUUAUAUUUUGGACGCAUCUGUGGCCACACCCAACCACUUUGCCAAGUUCACACCAACAUUGGUGAAGAAAUUCUUAGUGUGCGUACAGGAAGCGUACCCAGUCAAGUUAAAGCAAGUGCACGUGAUCAACAUAUCGCCACUGGUGGACAAAAUUGUAAACUUCGUGAAGCCUUUCCUCAAGGAGAAGAUCAGAGAAAGGAUCUUCAUCCAUAGCGAUGUUAACGAGUUGUACAAGUAUGUACCACAGGACAUGCUUCCCAGUGAAUAUGGCGGCAAGGCUGGACCCAUGAAUGACCUUCAUGAUGCCUGGGUUAAGAAGCUAGAAGAAUACAAAGGCUGGUUCGCUGACCAAGAACAGUACAAAGCAGAUGAGGCGCUCCGACCAGGAAAACCUACCAACUAUGACGAACUCUUUGGAAUAGAUGGAUCUUUCCGUCAAUUAGUCAUAGAUUAGAAAUAACAAGUAUAUUAUGGAGUUUAAUAUAAUUAAUUGAACGAUUUCCAAAAGAAUUGAAAAUUUUCGUUUACCUGCUGGGUAUUGACCCUUGUUAGAAAGAGAUAUUAUAUUACGUAGAUACUUAAAUGUGAAAUUGAUAUAUUCGAUCAAAAGAAAAGCUAUCGUUGUCCCUUUUUACCUCUAAUGUUUCUCAUAUUUAGACAUAAUUUAUUAAAUUCAAUCAUUCGAGUGAAAUUAAAAUUAGUUCAAUUAAUGACAGCGACUCCAUGCAUAAUUAUUUCUCCAAAUAAUACCCAUUCAAGUUAAGUUGUCUCGUAUAUGUCACAAAGUGCCAUUAUAGGACUAUCAAUUCUUACUUGUCUGGGUUAUAUAGCAUCUUCUCACUGUCGCACUUCUCUAUUUGCAUUUGAUACUUGACAAAAUGCUAUGAUAUCAACCAAAGUAGAUUGCUCAUUAUUGUUUAUUGUUAUAU